Molecule: messenger RNA, 1920 nt
Organism: Mycosarcoma maydis (corn smut)
Lineage: Eukaryota; Fungi; Basidiomycota; Ustilaginomycetes; Ustilaginales
Product: phosphatidate cytidylyltransferase
Exons: 1
Coding region: 1-1920 (639 amino acids)
Cellular component (GO): endoplasmic reticulum membrane
Molecular function (GO): phosphatidate cytidylyltransferase activity
Source: RefSeq, a predicted model, not a curated record
AUGGCUUCAUCCCACAACGGAGGCCGCUUUGCCUCGCGUACCGCUUUCGAGGCGCUUCAGGUCGAAGAGAUCGAAUCCGACGACGAAGAGAGCGUCGUCGAGCACAAGUCGCCCGCAAAGCCAGCUCAGCCAGCUCAGCCUUCUCAGCCUGCUGCCAACGCCUCGUCUACCAAGGAUACCAAGAGCAAGCUCAACAAGGCCCAGUCCGCCCCUCAGCCGGCCAAGCUCGACACAACCGACAGUGCGAACAAGGUGAUUGCUCCUAAUGGCUACAACGGCACCAAUACUGUCGAGCCUCCUCAGUCGCUCACUUCUGCCGCUGUGGAGAAUCUGGGGGUCCAGGACAAAGUCAUUCCCACUCCCUCAGCACCCUUUGCUGCUUCGGCACCCAAACAAGGCGCCCCCUCUGGCUACCAGACGGCUCUUCCAACUGCAAAACCAGCCUCAGCCAAGGCAGACCAGCCCGAAUCCAUUCUGAACGCUUCCACAAAGGCUGUCAGCAACGACCAUGCGCAAGAUGUCAAAUUCCAGUCGCCACAGCCACCGGCAUCGCGAGAGGCGAACACAUCGCAACAGUUGCCGAAGCAGCCCCAGCAGUCGCAGCAGAGCCAGGAAGAUGCCGCUGCCGCUGCAAAGGCAAAGUGGCAGAAGAUUUACGAGAGGACAUUGUACACGCUCAUCAUGAUUGGAGGAUUCAUCGGUCUCUUGCUACUCGGCCAUCCCUACAUGAUCUUGCUCGUCAUGAUCUGUCAGACUCUGGUCUACCGCGAGAUUGUCGCUCUCUUCAACAUUCCUGGUCGUCCCUCGGUCACUGGCGGAGGAGGACGUUCGAGUCGCAUGUCAUCCGCCCCCACCAGCGCUGCCACUAGCGAGGUGGAUGACGACGAUGAUGACGAGCGCAUCCAGAAGCGCAUCCAAGGCCGUCGCGACCAGCUGUGGAGCAAGACGCUCAGCUGGUACUUUUUCGCCGUCGCCAACUACUUUUUGUAUGGCGAGUCGAUCAUCUACUACUUUAAGCACAUUGUCUUUGUGGAUGCGUGGUUCAUCCCUUUUGCCAGGCAUCAUCGCUUCCUCUCGUUCAUGCUCUACGUGUUCGGCUUCAUGGCGUUUGUCUCCAACCUAAAACGUCGCAACCUCAAGCAUCAGUUUGGCUUGUUCUGCUGGGUGCACAUGUCGCUGCUUCUCAUCGUCUUUUCCAGCCACUUUAUCGUCAACAACAUUCUCGAGGGUCUCAUCUGGCUCUGGGUGCCCGCCUCGCUCGUGGUUUGCAACGAUGUCUUUGCUUACAUUUGUGGUAUGACGUUUGGCAGGACGCCUCUGAUCGACCUCAGCCCCAAGAAGACGGUCGAGGGUUUCGUGGGUGCAUUCAUCGUCACCGAGAUCUUUGCAUACGGUUGGGCCACCUUCUUCCAGCGCUACAACUACAUGAUCUGCCCUGCCGUCAGCCUGGGCAUGAAUGCGUUCAAGGAGGUUACCUGCGACGUCAACCCAGUCUUCCACUGGCACUACCUUUCCUUGCCACCCGCCAUGGCGUCGUUGGCCUCCUCGAUUGCAGGUCACCGUAUCUCGGCGUUCCCGUGGUCUCCGUUCCAGCUGCACGCUCUCGUCAUGGCUGCGUUUGCCAGCCUGGUCGCGCCGUUUGGCGGAUUCUUUGCGAGCGGAUUCAAACGUGCUUUCAACAUCAAGGAUUUCGGCGACAGCAUCCCUGGCCACGGUGGUCUUACUGACCGCUUUGAUUGCCAGUUCUUGAUGGGACUCUUUUCUUACGUCUACUACUCGUCGCUCAUUCGCGAACACCAUGUCACCGUUGGCUCGGUGCUGCAGACCGUAGUAACGCAGCUUACACUCGACGAUCAAAUCGAGCUGUACAACGAGAUCAGCCGAUAUCUCGUUGGGCAGGGCAAGCUCACCAAAGCUUGA